UAGCAGAAUCUGAAAAUUUCGUCAGAUCGAAGCGAUAUUCUCUUUCCGACGUUGUUAUUCUCAAUUUUACUGCGAACCAAUUUGGAUACACUGUUUACGUACGCCAAGUGCAUUGUUGAUACACUUAGUGAUUAUUCAUUUCUCCGAUUAUUGAUUACCAAAUCCUAUCGAUCAUCAUGAAAGCUACGUGUGAUAUCGUAAUGUCGCCGAAACAUGAAAUAUUGAAGGGUAGAGCUGGCCGUGUCGAUCGUGACGUGACACAGGAGGAAAUGCAGACCUUGCUGAGCAAACUGAAAAAUUUAGUGCCCAAUGUGCCAAGGAAUAAGAAACUGUCCAAAUUGGAGAUAAUUCAGUAUGUCAUUGAUUACAUCUUGGACUUGCAAAUUGCUUUGGAAACUCAUCCUGCUUCCAGUAGCAAACCUGCAGCUGCCGUAUUGGGAAUGAGUAGUCCUAACAGACAACCCCUUGGAGUUCUCUCACCAGCAAUUAACACAUGUGCAGCACAAGAAGUAAAUCAAACAGAUAAAAUUCCUACUAUCAUUGCUGAGGUGAUAGCUAAAAGACCAGUGUCCUGUUAGCUGCAUUUAUGAUACAGAACUGUAUAUACAUAUUGUUAUAAGACUCGAUGGAGAGAAACCUUUUGUGAAUACCUGUGAAUGCCCUAUCUCCAUUGCCUCAACUAGUCUACUCCGUCUGUGGAAGAUGUUCAUAGAUAUUGUUAUUUUUCCUUUGUUGCGAUCUCACUUGUGUUUGUACACUUGAGGACCUACUUAAAGGUGAUAGAAAUUUUUAAUUGCAAGGUUUAUGUGAAACAGAUUUUUGUGUGAUAUUACUUUUUUUUUUUUAAAUUUUUUUUUUCUAUUUAAGAAAAUGUAGGAUUGCUAUUAUCUCAAGUCAAUUUUUUAUUCUUAGAUUGCAUUUUGAAUUAUGCAAUUUAAAAAUUAAAUUUAAAGCAAUUUAAUGAAUUAUUUAAUCUCAAUUAUUUUGUUUAAGUCUUUAAUUAGGAUUAAUGCAGAAUUUUUUGUGGACAUGUGUCUCUUUUAAAUAGUAUAUAAUUGUUAUACUAAUAAUGUUAAAUAGUAAUUAACUAUCCAUAAAUGUAACCACUUUAGAUAAUAAUUAAUUUUUUAUUUUCUUACUCCCACAUUUUUUUAAGUGCUAGACAUUUAAUUGUGUUGUGGAUGUGUGGUUCUCUUAAUCGUUAUUUAUCUAAUUUAUUAUUUAUGAGGUAUUUAAAACAAGUUUAAUGAAUAAUACUGUAUUUUUUUUAAUCAUUUUUUUAAUGUUUCGCAGUUUACCUUGUGAUAUUUGUAAAUAAUGUAUAUAUUGAAUUUGUACAAGAAAUUUAGAGAUUUUAUAUUAUGAUUUUGAAAGUCUGAAUUUGAAGAGGUAGUUUCAUUUAAUUUAAAAGCAUUCAAUAUUUUGUAAAAUCAUUUUUAUUUGAACAAAUUUUUCUAAUUUUUUAUGUUUUAAAAGUAUUUCACAUCCUGCAUUCAAUUUUACAAUUUGAUGAACAAAUUGUACAUAGCUUGUUUCUUGUAAUCCAAUUGCAUCUGUACAACAAUGGUUGUUUAAUGUUAAAAACUUGAUGUUCCUCAAUAGAUACAGUAUAGUGUGAGCUGGUACUUGUUUGACACUAAAAUAAGUUAUGUACAAAUGAAAUUGUGAUAUUUUUUUGGCCCUUUCAAACAUUGUACAAAUGUAUGGAUUGUAAAAAUAAUUAUGAAAAUUAAAAAAUUAUUAUUUAGAAUGAUGAAA
Molecule: messenger RNA, 1758 nt
Organism: Parasteatoda tepidariorum (common house spider)
Lineage: Eukaryota; Metazoa; Arthropoda; Arachnida; Araneae; Theridiidae
Product: DNA-binding protein inhibitor ID-2
Biological process (GO): circadian regulation of gene expression; cell differentiation; negative regulation of transcription by RNA polymerase II
Cellular component (GO): cytoplasm; nucleus
Molecular function (GO): protein dimerization activity; transcription regulator activity
Source: RefSeq, a predicted model, not a curated record